Trichobilharzia szidati is the source of this 345-nucleotide messenger RNA. Lineage: Eukaryota; Metazoa; Platyhelminthes; Trematoda; Strigeidida; Schistosomatidae. The record is from the annotation of a GenBank genome assembly.
AUGGCUGCAGCUGCUCAUCAUCAAGGCAAUAUUCAUCCACCUAAUCCACCGAUAUGGUCAACUCCAAAUAAUUUUGCAGUAGCAUUGGCUGCUAUGGCAGCAGCAGCUGCAACCUCUCAUAACUUACCUGUUCCCUCUGCACUGAACUCUUCGAAUUCAAGGAGUGCUAUAUCUGAUUCACCUUUAUUUGCUGGACUUGUCAGUGCUGGCAAACUGAAUCCAACUAUACUUGCAAUGUUGAAUACUUCAAAUCCUGUCAAUCCUUCAAGUCUAUCCUUAUUGAACAGUAUUCUCCGAAAUGCUACUACCUCUGGAAAACAUCCGAACAAUAGUUCAUGGCAUUGA